Molecule: messenger RNA, 3666 nt
Organism: Paralichthys olivaceus (Japanese flounder)
Lineage: Eukaryota; Metazoa; Chordata; Actinopteri; Pleuronectiformes; Paralichthyidae
Gene: irak1
Product: interleukin-1 receptor-associated kinase 1
Biological process (GO): signal transduction; protein phosphorylation
Molecular function (GO): protein kinase activity; ATP binding; protein binding
Source: RefSeq, a predicted model, not a curated record
AACAUGCAGAAAGCUGCCUGGCUCAGCGGCUCUGAGGCAGCUGAAUGCUGAUCUCAUUGGGGCCUCAUAGUGUCUCAGCCCGCGGACAGGUGUGUGUGUGUGGGGGGGGGUUAACCCAGGUUAACGUGGGUUAACCCGGGUUACUGAGCAGCCCGCCUGCGCUCCCUCACAUGAAAACACUGUUUGCUAACCAGCUAGCAGCCGUUAGCUCACCGCCUGUCUGACGACGGCGGGCGGACACACCGCCGGUGAGCGGGACUGUGAUGUUUGUGUCGGACACGCCACAGCCGACCCCCCUGGCCCGACUUCCCGGGGAGUGGUGUGGAAGUCAGAGCGGCCCGGCGGCGCACGGGAGGCGGGCUGAACCACGGAUAACCCCCGCCGUGGUGACAGCAGCUAAAGUAGAGACUUAGCAGUAAGUUUGUGACGUAUUCCCGCUAACCCCGCUCCGCCGCGACAGGCCGCGGAGAAAACCAGCGCACUUUAAGUUGAAUAAAACACACGACAGAAGCGGCUCUGCGGCGCGAGGCGGCGGCGCGUGAAGGAGGAGAAAAUGUAAAAAGCCACUUACAGUCUGUCCUCUCCGCUCCGCACGGCGGCCAUUUUUAUUUAAAUAAAUAAUUUUAUAUAAAAAAAAAAGCCUCUAAACAUCUCUGCUCCCUCCUGCUGCACCCCGCCCCCCUCCGCUCACCAAACACCGCGAGACCUGCGCCGACAUGACGUCAGGCAGCUCGGAGGCCCUGUAAUCCCGCGAGACGUGACAGAUGUUCGACACCGGAAACAAAGUGAUGUUGUGUGAGUUUCAGUUCGCAAAGCUGAAGUUUUACACGUCAUCAGUUUCCUGCACGAACCUUCACACGCGUCUCCGCGCUGCGGGGCCCCUGCUCACAUGCUUUUGUUCUGAAGGAGCACUCACCGGAAGCGUCUCUUAUUGUGGUGAGCUUGGCGGCGGGGCGGAAGCAGCUGAACCCGUGAGGCAGCGGUGGAGCUCGGUGACUAAACGGGCAGAUGUUGCAGAUGUUACCGUUUUACCGGAUUUUUCCGGACUGAUCCGUGUCCCGGUGUGACCCCUCCCCCCUCCACGCACACACAGCGUGUCGCUGUUAGCCUGUUAGCCUGUUAGCUUCAGAGGUGUGUCAAGUGAUAACAUGUCGGGGGGAGACCCGAGGGGACAGUUUCUCUAUAAACUACCGCCCAAAGUCCUCUGGGACUUCUGCCGGGUCAUGGACGGACUGUCAGACCUGGACUGGACCAACUUCGCCUCGGAGGUCCUGUGCGAUCAGACCGAAGUGCGAUUGGCUGAGAGGAACGAGAGGCGGACCGACUGGGUGAUGAACCAAUGGAGUAACAGGAACGGUCGAGUCGGGGAGCUGAUUGACCUAUUAGAGCGUCUGCAGCUGUUCCGACCCCAAGAUGUCAUCCUCAGCUGGACAUCCGUUCUGAAGCCUGUCUCGCCCCCCCCACCCCCUCCUGAAUUCUCUUCCUCUCAGUUCGACCCCCCUCCCAAACCAUCUGUGGCCCCGUCCACUGAGAGCACCCGCAGACUGACAGAAGAUAAAGGAGGAGGAAGACCACUCCCGCGACCUGCCCCACCCCCCUCCAAUCUGCGGUCUGAAUGCCACUCAUCACACCCAGAGGCAACCCCGGUGGUAGUGUGUGGCAGCGGAGGCGGGGUGAUGUGCUGGUCAUAUGACGAGGUUCAUGCUCGGACACAUGGGUUCUCCACCUCCCUGCAGGUGGGCGAGGGGGGGUUUGGAGUUGUUUACAGAGCGACUCUGGGAAACACAGAUUGCGCCGUCAAGAGACUUAAACAGGACUGUGUGUUGGACUUGACUUUUCUGAAACAAACUUUCCAGACAGAAGUGGAGAAACUUUCAAAGUUCAGACAUCCAAACAUCGUGGAUCUGCUCGGUGUCUGUGAAGGAGGAGGAUCGUUGUGUCUCAUCUACAGCUACAUGGACAACAGAUCACUGGAGGAGCAGCUACACAACCAGUGUGAUGUCCUCACCUGGUGUCAGAGACUCAGUAUUGUUAAAGAUGUGUCUUCAGCAUUGGCGUUUCUCCACUCCCCCCCCGACAGACACGCACCGCUUAUUCACGGAGACGUCAAGAGCUCUAACAUCCUGUUGGACCGCCACCUGGUGGCAAAGCUGGCAGACUUCGGUCUGGCUCGGUUUGGGUCUAGCAAGUCAACGAGAAGCCCUGCCACUCGGACGGUGUCAGUGGGUAAAACAGAGACGGUCAGAGGAACGCUGGCGUAUCUGCCUGACGAGUAUGUGAGGAAGGGAGAGCUGGGGACCGAGGUGGAUGUCUACAGCUUUGGAGUGGUGUUGUUGGAGGUGUUGACUGGACGUCGUGCUCUGGAGAGAGACGGGAAGUCAGGAGAGAGAUACCUGAAAGACCUGGUGGAGGAGGUUGAGGACAGUCUGACUGGCUCGUGUGCAGCAAUGUGGAAGAAGCAGCUGGACCAGCGGCUAACAACAGGGGGCGCUGCAGAGCCUGCUGAGUGGAUGACUGUGUUGGCUCUGGCCUGCAUCUGUUUGGACAAGAACAGGAAGAAGAGGCCGGCGAUAAGCGAGGUCUUUGAAAAACUCAAGGAUGUCCACAACCUGGUGACAGGGACCAACUCUUCCUCCUCUUCCCUCCAUCACCCUCUUCCCCCUCACCCUCAUUACUCCUCCCCGUCCCUCCCCCGUCCCUCUAUGUCCAUCAACUCCAGAGUAGAAGCUCUAUCCAAAAAGAUCUCCAAACUGGGACCACUGGAGGACCCCGCCCGGCCACCCCAGCCCUCCUCCUCUUGUGUUGGCCCCUGUGAGACUGAUGAGAGUCAAGGAUUCUCUCAUUUCAGAUCAGACAGGACCAGCUCCACCUCUCUGUCCACCAGAGACCAGCAUCACUGUGGCCCCUCAGAGUUCACGUCUGUCCCCACUGAGGACCAGUACAACUUCCCUCCUCAGCCAAGCUGCUCCAACAACAAGCCAGGGGCCUGGGCUCUCACAGGGCCUGACGACCAAGGUCAGAACUCAGCGCGGCUUUACGGUGUCCCAGAAUACCUCUCUCCUGCAGGGUCCCUGCAGUCGCAGUCCUCGUCCCUGGGGCCCUCAGGUCAGAACGAGCAGAAGAGGACGGAGCUUCUGUCGUCUGAUGACCUCUAUGGAGAGGGCGGGGCUGCGGGCUCCAGACGACCCGAGGAGAGCGAUGAGCUCGAUUACCUUCCUGCCAAACACGACUGAUGGAUGGUGACAUCAGAGAGGUCAGAUGACAGCGUCUCUUUCCUCAGGACCAAAGAGUCUGUGAACUCAGAUGACGACCUGCGCUGUCACAUUAACUGUUAAUGUUCCACUUGUGCCUCUCAGCACAGACGUGCUGUGUCCACACACACAUCUUCCACAGGUUGGAGGGAUCAGUGAAGGGGUCCUGAGGCCCCCCCGGGCCAGAACCUCGGUUUGAAGUGAGUGUCAUUAAAGUUUGUUAAACUACCACGGGGGGGGGCAGGACUGUCCCCGCUGAUCAGACCUGCAGAUGUGAAUCAAUCAUACGUAUUUAUUCUGAUGAUACAUAUUUCACUAGAUAUGAAAAUUAUCAAAUGACUUUGAUAAUUUGGAUUUAUAUUUUCAUACAUAUUUCACAUGUGAAACAAAUAAAGUCGUCAUGGCUCCUCCCACA